CUUUAAUCACUUCCUAAUUAGAUGGUCAAUAAUACUGUCUGGCUGUGUAUAACCCUGAGAAACACAAUUGAGGAUACAAUAGAGAUUCACUUAUUAUACUCUGUAAUUAUUGUGUUAUGAUUAGUCGUCAGGAUCUCAAUAUAUCUCUUUUAAGUAUACCUAUAGAACGAUCUUCUGCAUUUAUUUAUUCUCUCCUCCCUUCUGUCUCUGUUUCUUGUGAGUAUAUGCAGAGUAUAUCUCUCUUUUUUCUUUUUUGCGCUGUUUUAGCAUAUGUUGAUUGAGACACUGAGAUAGCUGACCAGUACAGCUGUCUUUAAGUGUCAUUCUCUACCUUAGCUUAUACGCUGCAUAUGCCAAAGAUGGUUUACACUGUUGCAGACUUCGACAAUCCCCAGGUCCGAGAGGCCGCCAAUCCCUCCACUAUCGGGGGGUGGCACCAUGGUCCCGUCCCUUAUGCUAAUGCAGACUGGACUCCUCCUGAGGGAACCAUCACCCCCGAAAUUAAUGGCCAGGCUCCCAACCCCGGAGAGAGAUUCAGUGGGGUUAAUGGAAGGGUUUGCGAUGUUGCAGUUAAUGGUGACCAGAUGUGUGGCCGUUGCUUCUCAAGCAUGAUUGCGUACCGCCGCCAUCUUCGCCAGUCCCAUCCUGGAGCCUCCGCCAAUCCAAAUACUGCCAACAUCAGCGACGCCGAACUGACGGCCGGUCAGAAUGCUCUCAAGCGUUGGGUUCUGGAACAGGGUUGGAGGAGGGCUAGGUAUCUCCAUGAGCCUGGCCGUGGCCCCCUCAAUGGUCUCAUCAAUGAGUAUGCAGAUGCUUGUGAACAGAUUGCCCGUACCAAUGCUUCCUUCCGUGCUGCGUUUGGAGACCGCUUCCACCGUGACCCAGUCAUACUCCCUCCAUCAUCUGGUCGUCGCAAGAGAAAUCGCGGUCCUACCCCUCCUAGCACUCCCGAGCCUGAGCCCGAGCCUGCCCCCCCGGUUAAGAAGAUAGCCACCAGAGGUGGUCGCAAAGGCAAGGGCAGGACAUCCGCCAAAAGGGCCGUACGGUACAAUUAUGCAUAGAUAAUACCUAUGUCAGCUACAUGCUACUGCUAGGCUGUGCAUAUACAUAGGACGAUGAAGGGUUUUAUCAGGAAGAAUGGAUUACAUAAACUUUGAAGUUUAGUACAAGCAGAUUCU
Molecule: messenger RNA, 1178 nt
Organism: Aspergillus alliaceus
Lineage: Eukaryota; Fungi; Ascomycota; Eurotiomycetes; Eurotiales; Aspergillaceae
Exons: 12
Coding region: 351-1061 (236 amino acids)
Source: RefSeq, a predicted model, not a curated record